Malassezia sympodialis ATCC 42132 is the source of this 924-nucleotide messenger RNA. RefSeq lists its product as uncharacterized. Gene Ontology annotation, molecular function: protein binding; ribosome binding; translation regulator activity. Lineage: Eukaryota; Fungi; Basidiomycota; Malasseziomycetes; Malasseziales; Malasseziaceae. The record is from RefSeq and is a predicted model, not a curated record. The coding region runs from base 1 to 924 and encodes 307 amino acids. The transcript has 3 exons.
AUGUAUGGCAGCCUGACGGGCCACAAGGGCUGGGUCACCGCCAUUGCGACCUCGCAGGAGAACCCGGACCUCCUGCUGACCGCUUCGCGUGACAAGACCAUCAUCGUUUGGCAGCUCUCGCGCGACGAGAACAACUACGGCUACCCCAAGAAGAUCCUGCACGGUCACAACCACUUCGUGUCGGACGUCGUGAUCUCGUCGGACGGCCAGUUCGCUCUCUCGGCCUCGUGGGACAAGUCGCUGCGUCUCUGGGACUUGAACACCGGCGCUACUACUCGGCGCUUUGUCGGCCACACCGGUGAUGUCAUGAGCGUCAGCUUCAGCCCCGACAACCGCCAGAUUGUGUCGGGUAGCCGUGACCGCACCAUCAAGCUGUGGAACACCCUGGGUGACUGCAAGUUCAACAUCACCGAGGACGGCCACACCGACUGGGUCAGCUGCGUGCGCUUCAGCCCCAACCCCCAGAACCCGGUCAUUGUGUCGGCUGGCUGGGACAAGGUCGUGAAGGUGUGGGAGCUCAACCGCUGCAAGCUGACCACCAACCACUUUGGCCACCAGGGCUACGUGAACACCGUCACAGUGUCGCCUGAUGGCUCGCUCUGCGCCUCGGGUGGCAAGGACGGCAUCACCAUGCUGUGGGAGCUCUCGGAUGGCAAGCACCUCUACUCGCUGGAGGCUGGUGACGUUGUUAACGCGCUUGUCUUCUCGCCCAACCGCUACUGGCUCUGCGCUGCGACGGCGUCGUGCAUCAAGAUCUUCGAUCUCGAGAGCAAGUCGAUCGUCGACGAGCUGAAGCCCGAGUUCUCUGGCCUGGGCAAGAACGCGACUGAGCCCGAGUGCCUGUCGCUGGCCUGGUCGGCGGACGGCCAGACGCUCUUCGCUGGUUACAGCGACGAUAUCGUCCGUGUCUACUCGGUGAUUUAA